AUGUUGGGCGCCGAAGACGAAGAAGAACAUUACUAUGAAGUCUUCUACGACGAAGAAGAAGAACAACUUGAAGCAGAACUUGAAGCAAGACUUGAAGCAGAAUUUGAAGAAGAACAUGAAGAAGAACAAGAGGAAGAAGAGGAAGAAGAGGAGGAACAGGAACAGGAACAGGAAGAGGAAUGGGAAUGGGAAUGGGAGGAAGCUGAACAAGUCCUCAGUCCGCAACAGCGUGAACAACGCGAUAGGCACUGGGCCAACUUAACCGAAGUCAGCAAUAUUCUGCAAAACAUCGAAACAAUCGCUAUUCCCCCACUUGAGGGUGGGGGGCAUAUAAGCCUGGCUCUUCAAGUCGUACGCCCGGACCCGACUAUCCAGGAUGAAGACCGCGCCCUCAGGGCAACACUGACUCGUCUCUGGAAUCAAAGCCAUUAUCUCAAUGAGCUUCUGUGUAUCAACUUCGAACGCCAGCAGGAGGAGAGGCAAAGGGAAAUACUGCGCGCUGAAAGGGACAGGAUCUUACUGCACGUUGAGAUGAUGCAAUUUACCGCCAAUUUCCGGAGGAUGUAG
Alternaria infectoria is the source of this 567-nucleotide messenger RNA. RefSeq lists its product as uncharacterized. Lineage: Eukaryota; Fungi; Ascomycota; Dothideomycetes; Pleosporales; Pleosporaceae. Bases 1 to 567 code for a protein of 188 amino acids. The record is from RefSeq and is a predicted model, not a curated record. The transcript has 2 exons.